Molecule: messenger RNA, 312 nt
Organism: Prunus armeniaca (apricot)
Lineage: Eukaryota; Viridiplantae; Streptophyta; Magnoliopsida; Rosales; Rosaceae
Source: the annotation of a GenBank genome assembly
AUGUAUGAGGAGGAUGAGGAGGAUGGCAUUGUUGUUGAUGUGGAGGACGAGGGUGAUGAAGGUACUAUUCCUGAGGCUAUACAUGUGGAGGAAGAGGGUGAUGAAUGUACUAUUCCUGAGGGUACAAAUGUGGUUGAGGAUAAGCAUGAAGGUACUAUUCCUGAUGGUAUAAAUGUGGUUGAGGAGGGUGAUAAAGACACUGUUCCUGGGGGUAUAAAUGUGGAAGAGGAGGGCGAUGAAGGUACUGUUCCAGAUGGUAUAAAUGUUGAGGAUGAGACUAUAUAUGAAGAGGGAGAGUGGCAAAAGGGCUAA